Messenger RNA from Knipowitschia caucasica, 267 nucleotides. Lineage: Eukaryota; Metazoa; Chordata; Actinopteri; Gobiiformes; Gobiidae. The record is from the annotation of a GenBank genome assembly.
AUGGGUGUGAGGGGGGGGGUGGUGGGGUGUGUGGGGGGGGGGGGUGGGGUGGGUGGGGGUUUUUGGUGUGGGGGGGGGUGGUGUUGGUGUUGGGGGGGGUUGUUGGUUGGGUGUUUGUUGGUGUGUGUGUUGGGUGGUUGGGUGGGUGUUGGGGUUGUGGGUGGGGUUGGGGUUUGUAGUUUUUGGGGUUGUGGGUGGGGUUGGGUGGGGGUGGGGGGUGUGUUGGGGGGUGUUGGGUGUUGGAUGUGGUGGUGGGGUGGGUGGUGA